AUGGAGUCACCACAGGAAAGAACAUUUCAGUACCAGGACAACCUUCCACCUUUGCCUGUUCCACCACUGGAUCAGACGCUGGACAAAUACUUGCAGUCAGUAAAACCCCUUGUAAAAGAUGAAGAUUACAAAAAGACAGAAAAAUUGGUAAAAGAAUUUGGUGAUGGGUCUGGACGACAACUACAACAACAGUUACUAGAAAAAGCCAAGCAUAGCAGAAACUGGCUUGAGGAAUGGUGGCUUGAUACAGCAUAUCUUAUACCCAGAGAUUCAAUAGCAGUCAGUGUUAACUACAGUGGUCCAUUUCCUCUGUGUUAUGACUUAUGGCCUGCAAAAUAUGGAACACAGAUGGAAAGAAGUUCAAUGUUAAUAUAUGCCUACGGAUAUCAGUGGAAUUUACUUAGAAAUGAAGUAUUUCCUGUAGUCAAAGCAAAAGCUAUGGGAAAUAAACCAAUGUGUAUGAACCAAAACUACACAGUAUUUAAUGUGUGUCAAGUGCCUGGAAUCCACAAGGAUCAUCUAGUUUCUGCAUUUAGAACAAAAUCAGAAGGUUCAUGUCCAGGAUACGUGGCAGUAUUUAUAAAUGGUCAUGUGUUUCGCCUUGAUAUUAUUGAUGAAGAUGAUGAACCUAUCACUCAACCGGAACUGUAUAAGCAGCUGUUAUCCAUAAAGUCUACUUGUGACAGUUUACCACCAGGUCCUGGUAUUGGAGCAUUAACAGCUUGGGAUAGAACAUCUUGGGCCAAGGCAAGACAACAUUUAAUUGAUAUCGAUGCUGACAACUUAAAAACCUUUAAUAUGAUAGAGACAAGUAUUAUGUGCAUUAGUUUGGAUACACAAAAUACACCUACCUCAGGAGAACAG
Saccoglossus kowalevskii is the source of this 864-nucleotide messenger RNA. RefSeq names its product peroxisomal carnitine O-octanoyltransferase-like. Gene Ontology annotation, molecular function: carnitine O-octanoyltransferase activity. Lineage: Eukaryota; Metazoa; Hemichordata; Enteropneusta; Harrimaniidae. Gene Ontology annotation, cellular component: peroxisome. The record is from RefSeq and is a predicted model, not a curated record.